Messenger RNA from Linderina pennispora, 3913 nucleotides. RefSeq lists its product as uncharacterized. Gene Ontology annotation, biological process: protein export from nucleus. NCBI's taxonomy places the organism in Eukaryota, Fungi, Kickxellomycota, Kickxellomycetes, Kickxellales, Kickxellaceae. The transcript is spliced from 3 exons. The coding region runs from base 13 to 3729 and encodes 1238 amino acids. Gene Ontology annotation, molecular function: nuclear export signal receptor activity; small GTPase binding. The record is from RefSeq and is a predicted model, not a curated record. Gene Ontology annotation, cellular component: cytoplasm; nuclear pore.
GCAAAUAGAACCAUGAAUUACAUUCAAGUGCAGAGCGACUUGGAGGAAGCGUGCGCCGACUUCCAGGUCCCCUCAACCCGCUUUGCCGCCGAGCAGCGGCUGCAAGAGUUUGGCAAGCGACCAGAUGCAAUUCCUGCUGGCAAACACAUCCUUGCAAAUUCAAAUGUCCCCACUGCACAGUUUUUCGCCCUGCGUGGGAUCAAGGAUGCGGUGGUUACCAGCUACGCGAUGCUUGGGUUGGCAGACGCGCUCUCUCUGCGGGACGAGCUGCUGCAGAUGGCCAUAUCUAACAGCCGCAACUUUGAGGCAUUUGUGCUUGAUUCGCUGUGCUGGGUCAUUGCGGUCGUAACAAAGCGUGCGUGGGUUGAGACACCUGAGGAGAAAAAGACGGCAUUUACGCAGACUCUGUACGAUGAUAUCGUGAGGCACAACAAACCCAGCAUCGGCAUCAUCACCACCACAUACCUGAUCGACGAGUUUGCCGGUGGUAGCAAGUGCUCAGAGUUCCAUCUGCCAUGGGAGUUCCACUACUCGUGCAAAGCGUCGUUCGAGAACACGCACAUGCGCCAUCUGUUUGAGGCAGCACUGAAUGUCCUGCACAAUCAGCUGCAGCAGGCUGUGAAGGCGGAAAGGGAGCCUCGGUCAAGCGGAUAUGCCAUCACAUUUGAGCGGAGAUCGGCCUUGAAUAUUGCUGAGAAGGUGCUCAACUGGGAUUUUACCUCCAGCGACGCAAACAAGGUCAUUUCGGCGUCAUUUGGUUAUUCUAGAAACGCAGGAAAGCAGUCCACGUCAAGUGGCAGAGGGUCUGACAGCCAUGCCAACCGUAGUGGCAUGAGCGGGUUUGGCGGUGACGAUGACGACAGCGGUGAGGGUGCGUUCCUUGAAAACGAGGAUCAGAACCGGUCACCUGCGUUCCCAGAAAUUUGGCGCCAGAUUCUAGUCAACAACGACGUGAUCACCAUGUUCUUCUCUGUGUACGAGGUCGCCUUUAAGGAUCGCCAGCACGCGCAUUUUUCGCCCGGCAGCACACACUUGGCUCUACAGUGCAUUAUCCAGCUUUCUGGUCUGCGCGGCACCGAUCUUUUUGGCAAGGGUGAGGAAGGCGACAGAUUGCGCGCGGAAUACACGCGGGCAAUAAUGCGCAGUCAGCUGCAGAUGAUCCGCCAUAUCUGCUCGAUGAAUCUGACAUCCGAGGGUGCCGAGGACGACGUCAUGGCCACGACGCAGAUGGUCCGGCGGCUGAUUGAGACGCAGCUGAGCGAACAACCGUCAACCGUUGUGGACAACCAGAGACUGCACUCACUGGCGUUCCUGAUCAUUGGCGUGCCUGAGGCGAUCGAGUAUUUUGGCCAGGUCACGGCGUUAAUAUGUAUCCUGCUUCAGACAGCGUGCAAUGUGGUGCAGUCUGACAUGGUGCGGCAAGUAGAUGAGGAUUUUGGCGACGUUGACAACUACUUUGUCAUGCAGGCAUUCGAUGAGCUGGCUAACGCGUGGUCGUCGGUUAUCAACGAGGUUCGCGAGUGGGAGGAACUCGAGUCUGCCAACCCUGGGCAGAACAGUGCUUCAAGCAACAAAGGUGCGCUAGGCACAUUCAUGCAGCUGCUUCAUUCGACUGCGUUCAUGAUUCGCAGCGAGUACGUUCGCCUGCGCAUGCUGGUAUGCGAGAUCGGUGUACAGUCGGGCGACAAUGACAGCCAGGGGUCGAUCAUGGACCAGGGGCUGCUGGAGAAGGACUAUGUUGUGUAUGAGGACCAGCUGCAGUUCUACGCGCUGCUUGCACGGCUCGAUGUGAACACAGCAACAGAUCGGGCGCUGCAGGGGCUGCGUGGGCGGUGUCAGGCGCUGCAAGAGGAGUUUAGCAAAAUCGAGGCCAACGAGAACGAUGUCGACCAGCAGGUCAUCGACCUUCUACAUGAACAGAUCCACUGGAUUAUCCUGAUGAUCGGGCAUACACUUGCAGACUCUGGAACGUCGGAGCGGGUGCUGAUUCCUAGACAGAUCACAGAGUACUCAUCCAGCUGCAGCUCUCCUGAAGAGGACAGCGUCGUGCAGUGCAUCAUGGUGAUUCUAGAGACACUGCAGUUCGAGCUGAUGAGCCCGUCGUCGGCGCUGGUCGCGUAUUGCAGCCCGCUACUGGUUGAGACGAUUUUCUGGACUCUGCGCCGAAUUGCCCCAGUGUACCUGUUCCUCGACCACUCUGACUAUCGUGAUGUCAGCGGAAAUAUUGUAUCGGCAUUUGGAGCCGAGCGGGACAGCGGCCGUGGCAUGGCCAUCAUUCAUGGCCUGCUUGAUCUUGUGCGCCGCACGUUCAACCUGUGGUCAUCAGAGGAAGAUGUGCUUCAUGCGUGCGUGGACAUGCUACUGGCAUUUGCCCAGCGGCAGACUAUUGCGCAAGAAAUUACUCGUUCGCCACAGUUCACGCCGCUGAUCUUCUUCUUCACCAGCAACCUCAACAUGUUCCCCGAGUCCACGCACAGCUCGAUUAUCGAGGCGCUGGCAUUGCUUUCCUGUCAUUCAUUGUCAGAGGAGCACGAGAAGAGCUUUUUGGAGCUCAGGACCCUGAUUAUGCUCAGCCUGAGCCAGGUGAUGAAUGACGCCAACUUCCACACAGAGUACCAAGAUGGGCGUGUUAUCAGCAAGAUCCUUGAUGGGCUCGAGAUGAUGGACGGCAUUCUGCAGGCAGCCAGCUUGCGCAACAUGGAUAUGCAGUUUGACUUGUUCUUUGAGGUUGAACAGGUUAUCGAGCGGCUGCUAACGAUAUAUAGCCACGAGCACAGCAUCAUGCUCAAGUCGAUCCAGGUUGUCGAGUCGGCCGCAAAGUACCUGGACAUCGCUUCGCUGCCAGAUAAUGAGCACAAGCUGCGGUUCUCGCGCAAUAUCCGCACUAUAUUGCUGAAGUAUCAGAGCGCUAAAGAUGGGUCUGCUACCUACGAGGUUGGCGCCGAUGUCGAAGCGAUGCUGGAGGUAUCUGCGCUGAUGACAGUCGUGUCCAACUUGGUGCGCAACGAGAUUGGGUUCGCUCCCGACGAGGCGAGCCGCAACAUGGACAAGGAGGUAUCUGAUGACUAUGGCGAGACCGAGAUGUUUGGUCUCUUUUGCGUGCAUGUAACCACAACGCCAUCGCAGCUGCUGGCACCAAACGUGAUGCGCUCUUACAUGCAGCUACUGUCCGAGCUGAUCCAGUACCGGACUCCGUCACUGAUCCGCUGGCUGCCUGUCGAGAGCUGGAAGGCAGUGCUGAACAUGCUGAUUGAGGGCAUUGACCACGAUGUGUAUGAUGUCGGCAGCCGCACCUACGAGACAAUCAGCAAGCUGGGUGCGUUUAUCAAGCUAGCCGAUCUGAGCAGCAUACCUAUGGAUCUGCAGCUACUGCUGCGUGAGGGGGUGGCGCGGAUGUUGGGCAAGCUGCUUAAGGCUCUGCUGUUCUCCCCAUUUGACUCGGACCUUGUUGAGUCGGCGGGCACAGCCCUCGUCACGCUUAGUCUGAUUGAGCCUGCGCACCUGCAGCAGUGCUUCAGUGAGCUCCUCACACAGAGCGACUCGACUACGUUUGCUGAGCGGCUGUCGGCGACGUUCGCCAAGUUCAACGCCGAUCUUUCAACGUCAGAGGCGAUCAGCAACUUCCAGAACUCGACCGCCCCGAUCCCUAGCCCAAUCGACGGAACCCUGCUUCGACAGCCGCUGUUUGAGUUCCUGGUUAAUACCCGCGCAGUGCUGCGUGUCAAGUAAACCCUUUUGUGAUAUUCACUAUUGGCAAUAUCAUCUGCUUUCCAACUGGCAUCUAAAUGCGAAACCAGCGCUUCGUUCCUCUUCAUUACGCUGGUCUAGACACGUUUUUGGAGACUUUGCUGAUGUUGUAGCUGUUGCCAGGGUGGAGUCCGCGCUGCAAUAUGCAUAAAAAGGGAUUCUGUAU